Molecule: messenger RNA, 1703 nt
Organism: Phragmites australis (common reed)
Lineage: Eukaryota; Viridiplantae; Streptophyta; Magnoliopsida; Poales; Poaceae
Product: G-type lectin S-receptor-like serine/threonine-protein kinase At1g34300
Exons: 2
Coding region: 84-1412 (442 amino acids)
Biological process (GO): protein phosphorylation
Molecular function (GO): protein kinase activity; ATP binding
Source: RefSeq, a predicted model, not a curated record
UCGUAAAUGGUCUAUAUAUAUGCGCAGGACAUGGCUUGACCUGGUAUGCUCCUCUUCGACUAAUUCUUUCCUCCUCAUCAAUCAUGCCCUCAAGGCCAUUCCCGAAUAUCCCAAUGUUCACAUAUGAUUUUGAGAAAUUGUCUAGCAACGAUUUCGACAAAUCAUUUACUGAUUUCCAGGAAUCCAUGUUCAACAUCUCCAAUUCCUCUAUGAUCGUUGGCACCGCUCUUUCGAUGCUAACUAUCGGAGCAACCUUCUUUAUGGUCUACCUCGUCUACAGAUGCAUCAGGGAGUACGGCCUACCGUCCAUCAACAUCAAGAGCACCACCAGCGGUGGGGCGGCCAUGGCGGAGCUGACGCCGCAGUUGCCGGACUCCCUGAUCCGGAACACCACCAUCGAGAACUUCCUCAAAGAGAUCGCCAGCGAGAAGGCCAUCCGGUUCACCGCGCAGCAGCUCGCCGGGUACACGCAGCACAGGUCCGCCGAGCUCGGCGCCGGGGGCUUCGGCGCCGUCUACAAAGGCAUGCUCCCCAACGGUCUCGACAUCGCCGUCAAGGUGCUGCACGAGCACAUGGACAACGAGGUCACGGAGCAGCAGUUCAUGGCGGAGGUGGGCGCGCUCUGGAGGACCAACCAUGUCAACCUCAUCAGGUUGAUCGGCUACUGCUUCGACGACGGCAUGCGCGCGCUGGUGUACGAGUUCAUGGCGAAGCGCUCGCUCGACAAGUACCUUUUCGAUCGGAGGCACGCUGCCGGUCCUCCGGCGCUGCUCGCCGUCGCCGUCGGCGUUGCGCGAGGCCUGCGGUACCUCCACAAGGAGUGCCAGAAGAAGAUCAUUCACUACGACGUCAAGGCCAGCAACGUCCUCCUCGACGAUACCCUGACUCCGAAGCUCACCGACUUCGGGAUCGCCCAGCUGCUCAGCCGCGCGGACGCGCACGCCCCCGUGCACGGGGUGCGUGGCACCAUCGGGUACAUGGCGCCCGAGGUUGGAACGCCGGCGCCGGUGACCGAGAAGUGCGACGUGUACAGCUUCGGGAUGCUCUUAUUCGAGAUCGUCGGCCGAAGGAAGAACAUGGACAACAGCGCGCCAGACAGCCACAAGUGGCUGCCGUUGUUGGCGUGGACCAUGUACGACCGCGGCGAGCUCAUGGACCUCGUAAAGGAAUGUCAUUCCAUGGCUGCGGCGGAUGAGGAGCAGUGGAGGGAGACGGUUGAGAGGAUGUGCAAGGUGGCGUUCUUGUGCGCGCAGGAGCAGCCGGAGGCGAGGCCGGAGAUGAGCAUGGUGGUGAUUAUGCUGGAAGGGCAUGUGGCCAUUCCUACUCCGGUGUAUCCCUUCGGUUGGAUGUACCCUGAAGAGGCGUCAGAGUUAGGUUCUGGAAGCGAGGUGAUCAUCUCCCUAGAGACAUGAUCUGCAGUGAUGCCUCCAAAUUGAUAGUUCAAUAUAUUAAUUACAUGGUCUAGUGUUGUUACGAAUUGAAUGUUUAUGUACAUGUUUAUUUUGUUUGUAAAAGAGCAUGUAUAAACUCUAAUUGGCACAAACAUAUCGUUACAUCUUAAGUAGCACAUAAACUCUUUCAGAAAAUCCAUCCAAUUAGUCCUCUCUUUAGCGUAGGGCUAGCAAUUGGACUUGUGGGUACAUGCACUUGCAGGUUUUGUGCCUAACAGGUCUGGAUUCAGAUUUAAAUUUUCGUCAACUAGU